GGAGAGAUAAGUUCACAAACGUUGGCGAGAAUACUCAGUGUGGCGUACUAUGGUUUUGUAACGAUUCAAGCAGUGUCCAAGUAGUCAAAAUAAUCUAUUAGUGCUAGUAUAAUCGACUGGGCAUCUUCCAUUUGAAGCACCCUACUUAGAAAAAGAACAGACACUGUUGUAACAUGAGAAAAGUGACAUUGCCAGAGCUACAGACUUGCUGCGGUUUCGUCUCUCUUCGCUCUGGAUCCAAACUAUUUGGUUUCAUCUCUCUGAUAGGGAGCCUGUUCAUCUGCUUAGAAUGUGCCUGUGCUAUAAUAUUGUUUCAUGUGCACCCGCAAUUCAUAACUACGGCAGUAGGCGCCUUGGCCGUGGAGCUCCUGGUGCACAUCGUCCACUCUGUCACUUCGGUGUUCUUGCUCUUGGGAGUAUAUCAGGAUAAACCUAACCUCAUGUUCUGGUGGCUGAUUACUGCCGUGCUGAUCUUCGUGAUGGAAACCUUCCUGUUGCCAUCACUACUGAUCCGAGCUCUGACUUUACACCUCCCUUUCGACAAGGACUACAAGAUGAUCUGCAUUACGUUGCUGAUGAUGAUUGACGACGUAUACGGAUGGCUUGUGGUCCACAGCUACUACAGGAAAUUGACUCCUCAAGGCACGGACGUGGUUUAACUGCACUGAACUACCACAAGGAGAAUUGUGGGGAGAGAGUUGAUGGAGUUGCCAUUUGAGAACAUUCACAAGAGGAGAAGACAGUUUGAAAAGUCUUGUUAGACAUGACUUACAUAAUAAGUCCCAACACAAACAAAUUUAUAACAUGUGAUUUAAAACACAAACCUAUAAGGUUAUCUUGUAGCGUGAACUAUGUAGAUAAUUUACUUGCCUAAAACUAACAUUGUAAAAAACCAAAACGAAACAUAAAAAGCUGUUCAGAAAAUGUUCAGUAUUAUGUAUUAAAUAAAGUAAUUUAUGUAUAUA
Messenger RNA from Homalodisca vitripennis (glassy-winged sharpshooter), 965 nucleotides. RefSeq lists its product as uncharacterized. The record is from RefSeq and is a predicted model, not a curated record. The transcript is spliced from 6 exons. The coding region runs from base 174 to 659 and encodes 161 amino acids. Lineage: Eukaryota; Metazoa; Arthropoda; Insecta; Hemiptera; Cicadellidae.